Messenger RNA from Vicia villosa (hairy vetch), 801 nucleotides. RefSeq lists its product as uncharacterized. The coding region runs from base 203 to 691 and encodes 162 amino acids. Gene Ontology annotation, molecular function: protein binding. Gene Ontology annotation, biological process: SCF-dependent proteasomal ubiquitin-dependent protein catabolic process. The record is from RefSeq and is a predicted model, not a curated record. The transcript has 3 exons. Gene Ontology annotation, cellular component: SCF ubiquitin ligase complex. NCBI's taxonomy places the organism in Eukaryota, Viridiplantae, Streptophyta, Magnoliopsida, Fabales, Fabaceae.
CAUGAAUGGAAAUGAAGAUUGACAAGAGGAUUCGGACUCAUGAGAAGGAGGAAGCAAUUGUUUGGUGAAUCAACCGAAAGACAAUUUUAUUAUUUCCAGAACAGAAUCCUAAGAAACCACUACAACCUUUCUUGAAACAAAACUAGUUACUGUUUUUGUUUUUCUUGCAUGAAUGAUUUGAAUUCUAUUAUCUAAUCUCGAAAUGGAGACUUUACCUUUGGAAAUCUGUAUGAAGAUAUUCUGUUUCUUAGAUCACCACCAUCUUGCUGUUUCUCAACAAGUUAAUAGGAAGUGGAAGCUCAUGGCCUCAGACAAUGCUCUAUGGGCAAAUCUCUUUAAGGAGAGAUGGGGAGAAGAUCGUGCUGCCUUUUACGCUCCUAAUGGUUCAAAAUCAUGGAAAGAAGUAUAUGAGGUGCAAGAUCGCUGUGAUCGAGUUGGACUGGGUUUGAAGAUUAUUAGAGAAGGAAGUGAUUACUAUCUUGUUCACCAAGGUGAAGUUCAACGAUAUCUGGGAUCAAGAAAAAUCCCGCGGCAAGUAACUGAUCAUUCUUUUAGUUCAGAAACAGACUUAACUGAAGGAAGUUCUCAAGCUGAAGAAAGAUCGUGUCGAGGAAUUUUGGACAAAAUCCUUUUCUUCAUUGGGGAUUUGGAAGCUGCUUCUGUUGAUGCCAAACGCAACCGUGUGAUAUAAUGAUCUCUAACAUUCAAUAUAAUAUUGAAGUUCAGUGUUGAACUUCUUUGUAAUUGUAUGUAAGCAUUAUUUUUAUGUAUAUUCUAAUUCAAUAAAUAUGUAUUGAUAUC